Molecule: messenger RNA, 1218 nt
Organism: Pseudomassariella vexata
Lineage: Eukaryota; Fungi; Ascomycota; Sordariomycetes; Amphisphaeriales; Pseudomassariaceae
Product: C4-dicarboxylate transporter/malic acid transporter
Exons: 2
Coding region: 1-1218 (405 amino acids)
Biological process (GO): malate transmembrane transport
Cellular component (GO): membrane
Molecular function (GO): malate transmembrane transporter activity
Source: RefSeq, a predicted model, not a curated record
AUGGAGACACAAGUCAACUCGGCGGCAACAUCGAUAUUCAACGGCAAGGAAGGACACGAUGAUCUCGAACACGGUGAGGGAGCCGGACAUGUCGACCCUAACGAUGUCAACCGACCGAAACUCAAGUUGAAGCCGCGGAUUCACCACUUCACAUGGGCGUGGUUUACUCUCACCAUGAGUACCGGUGGACUCUCUCUUCUGAUCUUCGCCCAACCGCACCAGUUCCCCGGUCUCCGUCAGAUCGGUCUGUUCAUCUACAUCGUCAACAUCAUCCUCUUCGUGGGCGUUUGCUUCGCCAUGCUUACCCGCUUCUUCCUGUUUCGGGGUGCCUUCCAAAAAUCUCUGACACAUCCGAGAGAGGGUUUCUUCUUCCCAACCUUCUUCCUGUCCCUAGCAACGCUCAUUACCAGUACACAGCGGUACGCCGUUCCCGCGGACGACGUCCCUCUGAUAUGGGCCAUCCAGACUGCGUACUGGGGAUACGUCGUAUUAACCCUGUUCGUCGCUGCGGGUCAGUACAGCUAUGUGUUUGCCAAAAUCAGCUUUGGUCUUCACACCAUGAUGCCGACGUGGAUCUUGCCCAUCUUCCCCAUCAUGCUCUCGGGCACAAUUGCGUCAGUCAUUGCCGACACACAGCCAGAUAUCACGGCACUGCCCAUCAUCGUUGGUGGAAUGACGUGUCAGGGACUGGGAAUUUCGGUGUCGUUCAUGAUGUAUUCUCACAUGAUUGGACGCUUGAUGCAAGCUGGUCUUCCUAACCGCGAACAUCGCCCCGGUCUAUUCAUGUGCGUAGGGCCCCCGGCUUUCACCGCCCUCGCUAUCAUCGGCAUGGCCAACGGCCUCCCCGACACGCUUGACCUUCAGAAGUAUGGUGUCUUAGAUGUGGCCGUCGUUCGCACUAUGGCUUUAGUCGGCGCUAUCUUCCUGUGGGCGCUCGCCUUCUGGUGGUUUUGCAUAGCUGCCAUUGCCGUCAUCGCCUCCCCUCCCAAGUACUUCCAUCUGGGCUGGUGGGCAAUGGUCUUCCCCAACACUGGCUUCAUCCUCGCCACCAUCUCCAUCGGCAAAGAGCUGCACAGCGAGCCGGCCUUGUGGGUCGCGACUGGCAUGUCCAUCUGUUUGGGGAUCAUGUACUUCUUCGUCCUGUACCACCUCAUUCGCGCGGUGAUUGUGCAGGAUAUCAUGUAUCCUGGUCGCGAUGAGGACGUCGAAGACCACUAG